AGUGUGUAUGGUGUGUGGGUGUGCGCCCCUCCUCCCUCCUCUCCCAACGCCCCACCACUGGCAGCGGUGUCCUGCCUUCCUCCCUCCUCCUCCUCCUCCCCGCACACACAGCCAGAGCCAGCACAAUGGCCUUUGAAAGCCUGUUCUCCAAGCCCCCAAACCCAGUUCUUGACCAAAACAUGCCCGACUCUGACAGGCAACAUGCAGGGGACGAAAGAGAGGAUGGUGAACUUGAAGAUGGUGAAAUAGAUGAUGCUGGAUUUGAAGAAGACAAGGAAGAACAAAAUGCAAAAGUUGAAGAUAAACAGAAAAAUGAAAAAACCCAUAGAAAAUCCCGAAAGAAGCACAAAAAAGAAAAAGAGAAGAAAAAAUCAAAAAGGAGAAGACGUGACAAACAUAAGCAUAAUUCUCCUUCUAGUGAUGACAGUUCUGACUAUAGUAUUGAUUCUGAUGCUGAACGUUCAGAAAGACCCCAUAAGAAAGGAGCUGGUUUCUACAGAGAUUAUGAAUCUUCAUUUCUUCAGCAUGGACAUAUUUCAGGAAAAUAUAACCCUUCACAGAAGACACAGCAUAAUAAAAAAUCCAAAAACAAAGACUAUGAUAAUUACAGUGAUGAUUUUGGGUACAAUGAGGAUGAAAAAGAGGAUUUUGCUGACCAGCUGAAACAAUAUAGACAAGCUAAAGAAACUUCAAAUACUGAUUUAGAACCUCCAAUUUCAAAAGAACCAGUGAAAAAACAAGGGAUGAAAGGUAUUCAGAAAGGUGCUGCACAAACAAGCAAUAGCUAUGGUACUGGCCGAGGGCGUGGCAUGCAAAAGAAAUUGAAGCGCAAAGACCGUGGAAGGGGAAGAGGGAUAAAUAAAAGCUCUGAAGAGGAAAUAAAGCCAGUGAAGAAAUGGCCAACUAUGAGUCAAGCAUUCAUAAACCAGCAUACUGUGGAACACAAAGGAAAACAAAUUUGUAAAUAUUUCCUAGAGGCACGCUGCAUUAAGGGAGACCAGUGUAAAUUUGAUCAUGAUGCAGAAAUAGAGAAGAAAAAGGAAAUCUGCAAAUUUUACAUUCAGGGUUAUUGUUCCAAAGGAGAGAACUGCAUUUAUAUGCAUAAUGAAUUUCCUUGCAAGUUCUAUCAUACGGGAGCUAAAUGCUACCACGGUGACAAAUGCAAGUUUUCUCAUGAUCCACUAACUAAAGAGACAAAAGAACUACUUGAUAAGGUACUGAAUACUGAGGAGGAGCCACAAAAUGAUGAUGAAAAAGAAGUGGAAGAACUUAGGAAGCGUGGCAUAGUUCCUCUUCCUAAGCCACCUCCAGGAGUUGGGCUUUUGCCAACCCCACCAGAGCCGUAUUCAUUUUCUGAGGAAGAUGCAGAAAACUUUCAGGACCCUUCUGGUGAAUUCAAGAAAAUCCCAUCUCUCUUUGAGAUAGUUGUGAAACCUACUGUGGAUUUAGCACACAAAAUUGGAAAAACUCCACCAGCAUUCUAUAACAGCGCAUCCCCACCUGGACCAGAGUUUGAAGGAAGUGAUCCACAUAUGUACAAUGCAGAAUUAAGUCCAGGACAUAAUGGACCAGCAGGGCUCCCAGGUUCUCCUGGGCGUCCCUGUGCAAUUCCCGCAGGGCCUCAAAGUCCACCUUUGCAGCCAAUUCCUCCAGGUUACUUAGGACCACAGGGUCAAGCCGGUGUACCUAUGCAUGGACAGUUGGUUGGUCCACCUUUAACACCACCUGGUGCAUCUUAUGGCUGUGCAGUUGCUCAAGAACAUAUGGCAAAUAUGCCCAGGGACAAUCACUGCCCACCUGGUCCACCGUAUCAGCAAAUUCCUGGAGAACGGCAGCCAAAUACUGGUUAUGAGUCUCUUCAGAAUCCAGCCAACUUCUAUGACAAUUACUAUUCACAUCAGGCUGUACAUAACUUCCAGACAACCAAUUCUGGUGAUGGUACAUGGCAAGGAGAAUUCACAGAUCCCCAGGCUCACCAUAUUUCUUCAGAUUCACAUAACAGUGGAAAUGAAUAUGAGUCAGACAGUGCCACAGCAGCAGGCCACAAUUCAUCUAUUAAUGUACCAGACUUCCUUCCUGCCAUGCAGAAAGCCCUUUUUGUAAGGCUCAGUCAAAAACAACAAGAUGAUGGAGAGCAGAUGAGCAAUCGGUGUCAAAGGUCACUGAGUAGAGAAGAAGAUGAUAAUGUAAACUGGUAUUCCAGUAGUGAAGAGGAAGAAGGAAGCAGUGUUAAAUCAAUACUAAAGACCUUGAAGAAACAAAGUGAGACAUUUAGAAAUCAGCACUCUGCAGACCAACAGCUGAGAGUUAUACCAACUGACCCAAGACUUGCUAAAGAGCGAGGCCCAGGAAGCCAAGCAGUUGAUCCCAGGCUCAGAUCAGCUUCAAGAUCAAAUUCUAGAAAAACAUCAGAGCCAGGAGCCUUGGACCCAAGGCUUCCACGAGAUCCUAGAAUCUUAAAAAGUAAUGAAACUAUUCAUGCAAGCUCAUCUGCUAGUGGAGCAAAGCUAGACUUGCAUCACGCACACCCUGGGGUCAAGACCAUGCAAAAAGGACUGGAUGAAGAGGAGGAGGAGGCAGAACGAGAGCUGAGAGAGAGAGCUUUCCUAAUACCAUUGGAACCUCUACCUGGAGUAACAUUACGGGAUCCAAGAUCUCAGCUCAGGCAGUUCAGCCAUAUUAAAAUGGACAUCGUUCUGAGCAAACCCAACUUUGCUAAGCAUAUUGUAUGGGCCCCUGAAGAUUUGCUACCAGUACCUUUGCCGAAACCAGACCCAGUAUCCUCAAUCAAUUUACCCCUUCCUCCACUUAUAGCUGACCAGAGAUUUAAUCAAUUACGGAACAUCAAAAGUGAUCCUAUUCCAAGUGCAAUUCCGUCUGACCCACGAUUAGCAGCAAAAGCAAAAAAUCCAAAUUUAGCAAGCAGAAGUGGCUCUCUGGACCACUCUACAGAUUCACAUUCUAGUAACUUAAGCAAAUUAGGAGAUCCUCGCUUGCAGAAAACUAUCGAUCCCAGACUCCAUAGACUAUCCAGUACAGACUCCCAUCAUGGAAUUGGGAAGGAUCUUUUGCCUCCAAAACCUGAUCCCAGGUUAGCCAAAUCUAGCACUGGUACAGCACAGUCCUCAGAAGCUGCCAGCUUUCAGUCUGACUCAGAUGUGUUGCCUCCAUAUGCCCCUAAGCUAUCGUCUGCUAGUGCUAGACUGGGCACUCCUAGUUCAAUACUAAGUGGCAUUAGUUUGUAUGAUCCAAGAAAUUCAUUGGACCCCUCUCCAGUUAAUUCAGGGGAGAAUGGAGAGAAUCAGAAAAAGGGUAUUUUGAAAAAUGCUGGCCAAAAUGAAGCAGCUCUCUCAGAAGAACAGUUGCCUCAAAAAACAUCCCCACACGUAGAAAAAACCCUGGAAGCAUUUGGAGAAGCCAGUCCAGAUAAAGGGGGUAGUGUCAAUAAACCUCAGACUAAACACUCCAGUGCUGCUCCGGCAGUUCACAAUCUUCCUAUCCAAGCUUUAUCAGGGUUAAUCAGGCCACAAUACAGUGAUCAGAGGCAAGUAAGGCAGCCUGGGCAGAUCAGUCAAAUACCAGAAAGUGAUCCUAAUGGAGAAUCGGAUGACAAAUCAUUGAAAGACGUUUUCAAGACUUUUGACCCCACUGCUUCGCCCUUUUGUUAGCUAUUUGUUUACUAAGACUUUUUACCAUUGUGAAUAAUGCAAGUUUAUGCAGUUUUGUAACUGGUUUACCUCUAUGCUUUAUUUAUUUUUAAAUUAUAACCAGAAACACUUUUGGGCUGCUAUUUUCAGAACCACAUGCAGUAAUACAUUAUGCUAUAGUGUUUGCCAAGUUGGUAUUUUCUAUAUAAUUUUCCCAUUCCAGGGAGAUUAAUCAGUGAUCAGUUUAAAAUAUAUAUUAGUAUAUCAUGUUAGAUCUGAGAGAAGCACUUUCAUUGUAAAUAAUCAUCAUUAAGGAUUUAAUUUGAAGACUUGUAUAUGUGUAAUGUGUCUUUUCAAAAUCAUUUAGAGAAUGUUGGCCACUUUUGUAUGAUUGUACAGGCUCAAGCAAUAUAAUGUACAUUACUGUGAGAGACACUAUUUAAGAUGACAAUUAUCUAAUCUAUCAAGUCCAACUUGCUAAGUAAAAUAAAAAAAUAUUGAUCUUUUCUGAGCAUUUGACACAAGGUAUCAUUUUUUAUUCAUUAAAUUGAUAUUCUUAGCCUAAAAAAUACCGUAUUGCAUAUUGAGGAGCUGAAACAACUUUUUAAAGUAUUUUAUUCUAUGCUGUAUAUAGAAGAAAUUGCAAAGGACAUAACUAAAACAUUAUUGUUAAAGUAGAAAACACCCUAAGUUGUCCGUGUUUAAAAAAAUGAAUUUACUUUUUUCAUGUAUACACUAUUCUCAAUUAGUGCUAUGUCACAUUGUGGUGUUCAUGUAUUCAAUGUAUUUUUGUAUUCAAUGGAUUAAUUUGUAUUGCUUUUUUGUAUUGAUGUAACAGCAGUAACAUGUAUUCAUGUGUCUGACAUUUUUAACAAAUUAAAAAAAAGUGAGAAAA
Messenger RNA from Elgaria multicarinata webbii, 4542 nucleotides. It is a transcript of the gene ZC3H6, whose product is annotated as zinc finger CCCH-type containing 6. Gene Ontology annotation, molecular function: metal ion binding; RNA binding. The transcript is spliced from 12 exons. Bases 126 to 3668 code for a protein of 1180 amino acids. NCBI's taxonomy places the organism in Eukaryota, Metazoa, Chordata, Lepidosauria, Squamata, Anguidae. The record is from RefSeq and is a predicted model, not a curated record. Gene Ontology annotation, cellular component: nucleus. Gene Ontology annotation, biological process: negative regulation of DNA-templated transcription.